AUGGCAUCCACUGCCAAAGCUUCCUCUGCGCUACUCUCGACGCGUCCACAGACUUAUAGUGACGACAACAGUGACAGCGACAGCAUAGCGAUGGCUUCUGACGUGGUGGAUGUGGACAUGGAAGAUCUGGAUCUGGCGGCUCGAGCACCUCGAUCUGGGUUCGUGACCGUCCCUGCAGUGGAGCUGGAGUGCGUAGAACUGCUGCAACAGGCGGAUGGAGUUCAACAAGCGCUUUUCGGGUUCGGCUGCGUGAUGUCUGGAGGAAUCCUGGCUGUGUUGGCGUCCUGGAAACCGAAGUGGAAGGUCAAGAUGCUGCGAUGUCCAGCUCAAGGUACAAUGGACGCGACAUCGGUGCUUGUGGCGCAUACGUUGACGUGGACGACGAGCAAGAAGAAGAAAAAGAUGAAGAGGUUCUACGAAGAGUGUCCGUUGUCACAACCUGUGGACAGUCCGCCAUGGUUCGAGUUCAGAAAGUGUCGCUACGUGGUUGACGAGAGGGAGCCGCUGGGGUUUUCAAGACUCGAGAACGCUCUUAACGAGAAGUUGGGAUCGGCCCAACGACGGUGUUUGGAAGGCAGUGGCUGGUCGACAUCACAAGUUGAAGGGCUGACGGGGGUACAUGGAGCUAACGAACUCGCGUUGAAAGCACAGACGUGGCCGGAAGUGCUGUUGAGGAAGGUGGCACACCCGUUCUACGUCUUCCAAGUCGUCAGUGGUUUGGUGUGGCUCUGCGACGGAUACGAGGCCUACGCCACUGUCAUCUUGGUUCUCUCAGCACUGUCGAUUGUUUGGGAAGUGCAUGAACUGGUGACGAAUGACAAGAAGCUGCACGCGAGGUUGGCGCAUGCAGAACAUAGCAUCUCGAAUGGCGUAAGAGUGAUCCGAGAUUCGAGGGAGAAACGCAUGAGCCCUGCCGAUCUGGUUGUUGGAGACGUUGUGGUGAUUGAUGAAGGCGUUAUACCGGCGGAUAUCGCUCUGCUCUCAGGCCACUGCAUGGCUGAUGAAGCUACGCUCACAGGUGAAGCCAUUCCAGUGACCAAACAAGCACUCGCAGCUCCUGAUCCUUCGUUUGCUGUCAAUUCGAAGCUGAAGACAACACACCGUGAGAGUGUGCUUUUCGCUGGAUCGACAGUGUUAGAGUUGGCGCACUCGAGCUCAACCCAAGGAAACCGAGAUGAAUCCAAGACUUCUACUCGUGGUGUGGUGCUAAGCGCGGGCUUUUCGACAUCCAAAGGCGAACUCUUCCGCUCCAUCCUGUUCCCGACACCUCUACAGCUUACUAAGCGUCUGGAGAGUGACAGCUAUCGCUUCAUGGGCGCUCUGUCAGCCCUGGCUUUCAUCUUGUUCGUGGUCCGUAUGAACAACGCUAUGCACGACCAAGGCGUGUCGUUCGGUCGAGCUUUCCUGUCAGCUUUCGAUCUCGUCACCAUCGCUGUUCCCCCAGCUCUUCCCGUCGUGCUUACUGCGGGUGUUGGCUUCGCAUUAUCACGUCUUGAAAGUCAGGCUGAUGUGGCGUGUAUCGACGCCGCACGGAUGAACAUUGCGGGCCACAUUGACUGCUUUUGCUUCGACAAGACUGGCACACUUUCAAGUGACCAUCUAGAUUUUCAUGGGGUGGACGAGUGCUCCGCUGCAGCUCCAGGUACAUCGAACCAGAAGCAACAGCCAGCGUUUCAUGGGCUCCAACGUGAAGUGGAAGUGCUCUCUCCUCCUGCCAUCAUUGGCUUGGCCACGUGUCAUGGACUCACUGAGCGGUCCGGUCAGAUUCAAGGUUAUGCUCUCGAGAAGGAUAUGUUCCGUGCCACUGGCUACUCGCUGGAACCAGAGACGUCCGACAACACUGUGAUGCCUGGACAGUUUGCAGCGCUUGUUGCGUCUCCCAUUGGGAAGCUUUUCGGUGUUGUGGCUCGCUUCCCGUUCGACGCAGCUCGCCAGCGAUCGUCUGUGGUAGUGGAAGAUCUGGACAGUGGCAACCGCUACGUGUACGUAAAAGGCUCGCCCGAGGCUAUACGCAAGAUCUGUACACCAAACACGCUCCCCAGCAAUUACACAGCACGUGCACGCUCGUACGCGCAUCAAGGCUUCUACGUCGUGGCUCUCGCGACCAAAACUUUUGCUCCAGCUGCUGUAUCGCCAAAGUCAGAGACAUCGCUGCCAGUGGCUCGAGACGCCGUGGAGAGCUCUGUGGGGUUUCUGGGCUUUAUGCUGUUUGUCAACCAAGUGAAACCCGAAGCUCCGUACGUUGUUGGAGCACUCGAAGAAGCUGGGGUGGAUGUACGUAUGAUCACGGGAGACGACGCACUCACAGCGAUUCACGUCGCGCGCAAGAUCAACAUGGACAUGCAGUCGUCAGUGCUUCUUAUUGACGCACAGCGGCAACAUGAAAGUGACGAGGAGACGGCUGUCGUGUACACUGACGUCGAUGAGUUGGCUCAAAGCACUCGCGAAGGCACUUCUGGAAGCUCGGAAGGCACGUGGGCGCCUGUCGAUCGCCACUCUUUCCUCUCACUUGCUGAAGGUAGUUCGAUUGCAGUGACAGGAGCAGCAAUCGAACAACUCCUAGCGUCAAACGAAGAAGAAGAAGAAAAACCCACGGACACCUCCACAACAACACCUCCAGCGAUGUCACUGACGGAUUUUGCUGAAGAAUUAGUGGGCCGAACGAAGGUGUUUGCACGAGUGCGACCGCAUCAGAAGACGUGGAUUGUGGAGACGCUUAUGACUCGACACGGAGCUUGUGUGGCCAUGUGUGGCGACGGAGCCAAUGACUGCGGCGCACUGAAAGCUGCUCAUGUUGGACUCGCUCUCUCCAAAGAUGACGCAGCAUUGGUGGCUCCAUUCACGAGCCGCUCUCUGCGCGUGAGUGACGCUGUGGAGCUGCUACGUGAAGGACGCGGCGCUCUCAGUGCAGCCUUCGUCGCCUUCAGAUACAUGGUGAUCUACUCCGUCGUGCAAGUGACGCUGUCUGCCACUAUGAACACUCUGCACUCUCAAAUGAGCGACUCGCAGUUCCUGUUCGACGACUUGGUAGUCGUGUUUAUCCUGUCGCUGUUGAUGGUACGGACGCCCGCAUCUCCUCAACUCGGCUCGUCUUCCGUGGCUCCGUUCAAUCGAAGACCCCCCAGGACGCUUUUCGCUGCUGAGAUCUUGUUGUCUCUCCUAGGCCAGUUGGCUAUCUUCCUUGGAUGCGUGUACAUCGCGUUGGCAGCAGCAGAGGCGCGACCAUGGUUUUGUUCAGCCAAGAAGGCGCUGGAGCUCACGAGAGCUGCAUCAGACGGUGGCGAGAGCGAUCCAGACGUCGUUCAAGUGCCGUGCUACGUGUUCGUGCCCGGAGAACCGGCAGACCUGACGUCUCACUCGUACGAGAACAGCGUUCUAUGGCGCUUCGGCCACCUCCAGUACUGGAUUGCUGCUGUCGCACUCAACGUACGGGACAACUAUCGAGCGCCGUUGCUUCGUGCGAACCGCUCGUUUGUUGCGUAUGCUUUCGUCCUGCUGAUCAUUCUACUGGUGCAGCUAUUGGGUGACAACGGCAACCUCGGAGAUGAAGAAACGUCGACGUCGGCAGCGGUGGCGAAGGCCUUGAAGUCACGCGGCGUGGACGUGAGCUUGGGAGCGCUGGAAUUGCCUGUGGGCUUUGCGUGGUCCCUCUUCUCUCUCUUCCUCUUUGACGCGGGCUGUGUCCUGUGCUGGGAGAUCUUGGUGGUCGGCAUGGUACUGCCUCGCUUCCAACUGCAACACCCUGGCGGCAUCCACAGACGUAAGGGUAAGUUUGGCGGCUGGAGAUCCUACUUUGGUAUCACUGGAGACGAUAAACAGAGUCUCGUGUCGCCGUACGUUAAUGAACGUAAUGGUCUGCUAGGUGGAAAAGCGGGCAAACCGGACGGUGGAAAGCAAGUUAACGUGACUAGACAAUCGCUACAGCCGGUCAGUGCACGAGGAAACGCUGAUGCUGUAGGCAGCGACGACGACGACGAAGAGCAGGACGUGUUAGAUCUCCACCCUCCUGAGAUUGUCUAG
Molecule: messenger RNA, 4020 nt
Organism: Phytophthora nicotianae INRA-310
Lineage: Eukaryota; Oomycota; Peronosporomycetes; Peronosporales; Peronosporaceae
Exons: 1
Coding region: 1-4020 (1339 amino acids)
Cellular component (GO): membrane
Molecular function (GO): ATP hydrolysis activity; ATP binding; P-type transmembrane transporter activity
Source: RefSeq, a predicted model, not a curated record